AUGGGAUGUGGAGUAUCGAGCCUAAAAGGUGAUGCCGUACCGGACUUGAACAGCAACCCCACGACCGCGCCAGCGCCAAUUAAAAAGAUAAGAACGAAUUUCUCCACCAUCGACUAUGAACAAGGCUCGCGGCAGCGGCGUAUGACAGAAUAUGCGCCGCACGAAACGCCCAAGCCAAAGACAAGCGACGAUAUGACGGGGGGGCCGCUCCUCGGACGGGCGGUUGGGUCGCUUCUUCAGAACGACCACGAUGCUGCUAACCCGUCAGGCGGCAAUAUGGAUGCCCCAUCAUCAGGCUAUCCACAUGAAGGAGCCGGUUCGAACUCGGAGCCAGCCCAGGCAAAUGGCAAUCCCGACAUGCUGUUGAAGCCGUACCAGACCUUGGACGGCGGUGAUUGGGACGAAGACGUAAACAAUGAGGCACCGCAGGUCAAUGGCACGCAGGCGGAUCCGACGUCUUCGCUCGCUAAAGACGAGUUUGCUGCGUCCAACGACCCGGCAAAUCCACGGAACCAGGAAUCAGAGCAAUUAUCCGGCCCUUCAGAUACAACGACUAGCGAGCACAAGAAAUCCUGGUUCGGGCAGAAAUACGCCUCAUUCCAAGCCGCGAAGCAAGGCCGUGGCAGUGCGCAUCUGUCAGAUGAAGAGAUUAAGAAGUAUACGGGUAAAGAUCGCGCAGAGCUGCGGCGGUGGGCGGAAACCGCACCGGGCGUAGGUGGCAAUCAAGUAGCAGGCCGCAUUGGCACGGACAGUGCGCAGGGAAUGAGCGCUCCGUAUAGCGGCAAUUGA
This is a messenger RNA of Rhinocladiella mackenziei CBS 650.93, 789 nucleotides long. RefSeq lists its product as uncharacterized. The coding region runs from base 1 to 789 and encodes 262 amino acids. NCBI's taxonomy places the organism in Eukaryota, Fungi, Ascomycota, Eurotiomycetes, Chaetothyriales, Herpotrichiellaceae. The transcript has a single exon. The record is from RefSeq and is a predicted model, not a curated record.